CCAAUAUUYGUCUCUGCCGGCCAGUGAUAAUUAAUGGCAGCAACCAUAAAUGACUAUUAAACUGAUCUUCUAGACGGAUGUUGACUUGAAGAUAAUUCAAGAUCUGUAUGCUAGACGAGAGCUUUAAGGAUCAGAAUAAUCACAAGCCAUUGAUUGGUAUGCCUCAUAACCAGCUUUGUUUAUAUCCUGCUCUAAUCCUUGCUUACUUCUUGCUGCCAUCUGCUUCGUCAUUUAGUUUUACAAGGAAGCCAGAACAGCCAWUGAUUGUUGUUUUAAACAGCAAUAGCACGAAUGUUKAUUUUAGAUGGGACUUWAGCCUUGCUAAUGGGGAUGUAUUCAGCUAUUUCAACUUUAGAAGAUACGAGAAAGACAAAGGAUCAGGAUCAGAUUCUAUUGUUGUGUUGGGAUUUUAUCAAGUUGGAUAUACGAAUGUCAACACCACCCUAUACAGCUUGAGUACUAACGUUACCCAUGGCCCAUCGUCUGGAUAUGUUAGAUUUACCAUUAAAGAUAUCAUGCAACAAGACAAUAACAAAGAUGGCAGUAAAGCAAAUCCUCGAUCAAUCGAGUACGUCUAUCAACUAGAGCUAAAGAUGGGAAACUAUUUGGAUGCAAUAAACAGUGAUGUUGAAAUGAGAAUUUUAUUCCCUCCCACCAUCACUGCAUUCGUCUGUCAAGGCUGUGAUAGUGGAAGUGCCGUCGAGAACCAAACCAUCACCUUGUUGUGCAUUGCUACUGGUAAACCCAUACCAAACAUCAGAUGGAUGAAGAAUGGAGAAUAUUACAAUGGAARYAGUUCAGUAUCAAGUCCAAUGAACAAGCUUGUCUUCAAACAAGUAGCAAUAAAUGACAGAGGAAACUAUACCUGUAUUGCUGACAACGGGGUUGGUAAUCUGGACAGAGAGUCAUUGACUUUACUUGUUAAAUAUAAAUCUACGAAUACUUUGCUCUCCCCAACCAAGUUGGAUGUAUGUGAGAAUACAGACAUCACUCUCAAUUGCACUGCGGAUGCAUAUCCAUCAGUCGAGAACUACUCGCUGUACAAUGGAAAUACUUACAUUGGAUCAAACAGUAAUGGACAGUUUACUACAACAGCAAGAUCAUUGGAAUUGAAUAAGUUUUGUUGUGUCGCUUCGAAUGAAAUUGGAAGUGGUCAAUGUGCCUUUUCUGAUGUAUACGUACUAGGAGACAUAACCACAAUGUGUAAAAUCAAUAACGAGAAUACAUCAGUAGCAGCAGUAGCAGCAGUAGCAGCAGUAAAGGAAGGAGAUAAAGUAGUUCUGCAGUGUGACGUAUCUGGGAAGGAAUCAUACUACAUCUACCAGUGGAUCAAAGUAAAGGACAGUCUGUCUGUCAGGAAUGAUACACGACAAUUAUCAUUUGGUUCAAUAAACCGCAUGGAUGAAGGUUAUUACCAGGUGACCUUGCGAGAUAAACUAAACUGCUCAUCACAAACAACGUCUUUUAACAUCACUGUCAACUAUAAACCUGAGAAUACAGUUAUGAAGAUUACACCUGACAAAAAGGACUUCUGUAAAGGAGAGUCGAUAAACAUCAACUGUACGUCAGACGCUAAACCCGCCCCAGUCUACUCCUUGUAUCGUAAUAACGUGUUUAACGGUAGUAAUGGAAACGGAUUGUUUUUUGUUAACCUUGCUGAGAAUGGAAACUACACUUUCACUUGUGUAUCGAACAAUACAGUUGGUGUUGGACCAAAUAAGAGCAAAAAUGUUACAGUAAGAGGUCCUUUGAUCAAAACGUGCAAGAUUGGCAACGAGAUUAUUACACAUAAAACAGUCGUUGAGGGAUCUGAAAUAGUUCUGCGUAUGAUAAGUUCCGAAAUGGAGCGCUUGGGUUUUACUUGGAAGAACAACACAGUCAACAUGUUAGGAGAAGAGGGGCACAGUUUAUCAAUCAAACCGAUUACGCGUUACCAAGGAGGACAGUACCAAGUGGUUGCACGUGAUAGAUUCAACUGCUCUGCUGAUAUGGAGUGCAAUUUUACCUUAAAUGUGCAGUAUAAACCUGAGAACACAGUUAUCAAGAUUACACCUGACAAGAAGAACUUCUGUAAAGGAGAGUCGGUAAACAUCAGCUGCACAUCAGACGCUAAACCCGCCCCAGUCUACUCCUUGUAUCGUAAUAACGUGUUUAACGGUAGGAAUGGAAACGGUGCGUUUGUUCUUAACCUUGAUGAGAAUGGAAACUACACUUUCACUUGUGUAUCAAACAAUACAGUUGGUGUUGGACCAAAUAAGAGCAAAAAUGUUACAGUAAGAGGUCCUUUGAUCGGCGUAACGUGCAAGAUUGGCAAUGAGACCAUUACACAUAAAACACUCGUUGAGGGGUCUGAAAUAGUUCUAAGCCUCAUGAGUUCUGACGUGGAGCGCUUGGGUUUUACUUGGAAGAAAAAUACAGUCGAUGUUGUAGGAGAAGUAGGGCACAGUUUGACGAUUCAACCGAUUACGCGUUACCAAGGAGGAAUGUACCAAGUAGUUGCACGUGAUAGGUUCAACUGCUCUGCUGAUAUGGGGUGUAAUUUUACCUUGAAUGUGCAGUAUAACGAAAAACCAAACGUGCCAGAAUAUGAACCAAUAGAAAGGCGAGGAUUAUCGACGAGUAAUGCAGGCAUCCCAGAAUAUGAAGCGGUGACAACAAAAACACGACCACGUCAACCACAUCCUGGUGCACAGACGAAUAUCCCCAUGCCUCAGUAUGAAGGUGCUGAUCAACAUGGACAAACAGAGGCUGUUUCAAAUCCACCACCAGUCACCUAUCAGACCAUCCAACCUCGUACUGGUAACUACGAUUCACUGAGUCCUUUCACACGGCUGUCCCCGGAGGGUACAGUGAUGUCAUCCACAGGAAGCCCAACACGUACAGGAGAGUACCAGGCCCUUCAACACAAGGGUGUGUCUCCACAGUACCAGUCUCUGGAUGGCUUGAGCAAAUGUUAA
This is a messenger RNA of Actinia tenebrosa (Australian red waratah sea anemone), 2957 nucleotides long. Its product is annotated as hemicentin-2. NCBI's taxonomy places the organism in Eukaryota, Metazoa, Cnidaria, Anthozoa, Actiniaria, Actiniidae. The record is from RefSeq and is a predicted model, not a curated record.